Ceutorhynchus assimilis (cabbage seed weevil) is the source of this 2024-nucleotide messenger RNA. The record is from the annotation of a GenBank genome assembly. Lineage: Eukaryota; Metazoa; Arthropoda; Insecta; Coleoptera; Curculionidae.
AACUUUGCAUUGUCGUUCGUUUCAAACUAAAAAAUUUGAUGUUAGUAUUUUGUGUAUUAUUAUGGGAAAACCAAUAAUGAUUGAUAGUCAACCUGAUGGAGCAAGUAAAGAACCCAGAGACAAAAUAGCUAUUGGCAUCGAUCUGGGUACGACUUUUACAGCAGCAGCAGUAUUUAGAAACAACAAUCCAGAAAUAAUCAUUAACAAAGAAGGAAAUAGAUUGACGCUAUCUGCAGUAUUUUAUCCUCCUGAAAAUUUGUCUCCUAUAGUGGGAGAAUUGGGGGAAGAUCGUUCAACUAAAUGCCCGAACAAUUUUAUUUAUGACACAAAAAGAAUUAUUGGACGCAGCAAUGACGACGUAUACGUUAACAAUUUCAUAAGCAAAGAAAAAGCACGAAAAUUCGGAAUGCAGCUUUGCAAAGAGUUUCCAGGCAAUUCUCCAUACAUCAAACUGGUAUCUACAAAUAAGGAUUCAAAAAACAUCGUGACACCUGAACAAGUUAGUGCCGAAAUAUUGAAAUACAUUAAAGAAUCGGCUGAAAUUUAUUUAGGAUCCGAUGUCACUGAAGCUGUAAUCUCAAUUCCGGCCUACUUCAGCUACCCCCAACGCGAAGCUACCAAAAGAGCAGCCGAAUCAGUUGGUUUAACAGUUUUAAAACUGAUUACUGAACCAGUAGCUGCAGCAAUACACUACACCCAUGGAAAAAUCGUAAAUGACACACGAUUAUUGGUGGUCGAUUUGGGUGGAGGUACUUUGGACGUUUCAGUAAUCAAAUGUACCAAGGACAAAUUCGAAGUGCUGGCUGUAGAAGGCGACAUGUUUCUUGGCGGAAGAGACUUCGAUGAAAUUAUUUUUGAAUAUUUGAGACAACAAAUUGCAAGAUUUGGUACAUCAAUUACCGACCCAAAUACAAGCAGAGGUCAAAGAUUUUUAUACAGAUUAAAAAAGAUCGCAGUGAAAUAUAAAAAAUAUCUCUCCUUGAAACAUGAAUAUUCAAUGGACAUUGAUUGCGGUGCUGACGAAGUUUAUGAAAUUGCACUUUCCAGAGUCAAAUUCGAGGAGCUUUCCAGGGAACUUUUCGACCGUGUAAUCAAUAAAAUCCGAAAAUGCUUAGAGAUUAAUAAUAUAUCAAAAGAAUCCAUUGACAAAGUUGUUUUAACAGGUGGCUCUACCAGAAUCCCAAAAAUCUAUGAGGAGCUAACCAAAUUGUUUAACGGUAAAAAACCUUAUGCGGAUUUGAAUCCUGACGAAGCUGUAGCUUUAGGAGCUAGCAUACAUGUUGCCUUAUUGAAAAACAAUCUUCAACAAUUGGAAACUUAUCAAUUGAGAGAAGUAGCACCACAUUCACUAGGUAUAUUGGCCAAAUACGAUUUGAUGGUGACAUUUAUCCAAAAAGGCACUGUACUACCAGCUUACGUUAAACAAGUAAUGGAAACUAGUGAAAACGAUCAACAAUCAGUCGUAUUUAAUAUUUACGAAGGCGAAAGGAAACAUUGCAUACACAAUAAGAAAAUAGGUGAAUUCAUUAUUGCCGAUUUACCUUCUGGCAAGGCUGGCGAAAUUGAAUUUGAAGUAUUCUUUAUACUAGACGAAAACGGUCUUUUGCAAGUGAAAGCAUCUGAAAUAAAAACCAAAAAAUCCAAUAAUCUUAAAAUCAAAAUGGAAAAUCUAUCGUUGUGCGACAAUUCCAUACAUUCGUUGGAAUACGAAAGCUUAAUUGACGAAACAGAUAGACAAUAUGAGGAAUUUUACAGAUUGCGAUUGCUGAUUGAUACGUAUUGUAGCCGAAUCAUUUAUGAUGUAGAGCAACCGUUUUAUAAAACGAAAAAAGAUGUAUUAAUCAAAAAAAUUGAUAAGUUUAAGAAGGUUUGCGAACCUUUACCGUUUAAGGAAAUUGAUAUUUUGAGAGCAGAAUAUGAGAAAUUGCAAAGGAGGAUCAAUGAUACGUUAAAUAGUAAGUUAGAGGACUAAAUAAAUAAGGUUGUAUGUUUUUAUUUAUUUUUUAAUAUAUCUUUGUAAUUUA